AUUAAAUUCUCUGCCCAUUAGCCUAUUGUAAGCUAUUGUGUACUUGUACAUUUCCGAUUCCUGUUUUCAAGAUUUCUACUAUUCAUCCACAUAUCCCUGAAAGGUACAAUCAGAGAAUUAGGAGGAACACACUUAGGAGAAACCGCAUCCCAACAGUGCCAAAUCGCAGCCGAAUUUGAUCUGUUUUGUAGUCAACCUGAAGCAAAGCUGAACUGACACGAUUCCUUUCCUUUUGCCCCGAAGUAAAACACAAACUCACUCUCCAUCUCCAUUCAGUUUCCUCUUUUUUAAUUACUAUUAUUAUUAUUAUCUCUUCUUCUUUCCUCUUCCUCAAAUUUCCGCAUCCAAAAAAUGCUUAAAGCUCGUUGAUUCUUCCUCCUGAAAUCUAAAUCGUCGAAUCCGAAUUCGAGCAUAUCUUUUCACCUUUUUCUUUACAUCAAUUCCGAUUGCUUUCUACGAUUCUACGAUUCUCCGUGAUUUUCCAAAACCCUAUAUACCAUCAGUAAUUCGCGUUGCUCAUAGAUUCUCCAGAUGGAGGAGGUGAUUUUGGAGCAGAUAGACGCAGCUGAUUGGGUGUACAGAGGUGAAGGAGCUGCUAAUCUUGUUCUCGCUUACACCGGAUCCCAUCCCGCUUUUAUUGGCAAAGUGAUUCGCAUUCAAAAAGCGCCAAGGAAUGGGAAACGUAGAGUUAAUGGUAAUGGACAAUUCACUGCACAUGAACAGCUUGUAUGGGGAGAGAUCACAGAGUUAAUGUCAUCCUCCUCAACCAGAGAAAAUUUGGAGCAACUUUAUGUCAAGCAUGUCAUAUGCCCUUUUCUUGGUCCCAAACAUGUGGAUGCUGGGAUGCGUGUCCGUGUGACCAAGGAAUUUCUAGAGUCUGUGGAAAAGAAUGUGAUUUGUAAGCGUCCUGCUUGGCGAGUUGAUGCAGCUCAGGUUGACACAUAUUGUGAUUCUGUGCUCCUCAUUUCUGACCAUUCACUUUUCCCAAAUGGAACUCUUAAAAGUGGAGCAUGCAUUUCUGUUGAGAUAAAGCCCAAAUGUGGAUUUCUUCCAUCAUCAAGAUUCAUUGCUGAAGGAAAUGCGAUAAAAAGAUGUGUAACUCGUUUUGAAAUGCAUCAAGCAUUGAAGUUGCAUCAAAAAGAGAUUUCAGAAUUAAGUAGAUAUAACCCAUUGGAUCUAUUCUCUAAUUCUAGAGACAGGAUAUGCAAAGCUAUCAAGGCUUUGUAUGCUACCCCUCAGAAUAAUUUUCGGGUAUUCUUGAAUGGUUCUCUAAUAUUUGGGGGCCUCAGUGGUAGCGCAGGAAGCACUAGUUUUGUCACCAGUGAGGCUUUUGAAGAUGCACUUAAGGCUGUCAUUCAGGCAGACAAUGGUUUGCGUGCUAUGAGUUUUAUACAACUUGUUGCUGACGCAGUUUAUACUUCUGGAGUAUUAAAUCACCUGCUUGAAGUGCAGAAACUUGAUACUUUGGAUAUUGAAGGGGCAAUUCAUGCAUAUUAUAACAUAAUUUCUCAACCUUGCAUGGUUUGUAGAGAACUGAAUGAAAAUAAAGUAUCAGAUUGCUUUACCUCAUUGCACUCCAUUCCUUUGGAUGAAAGCUUAAAGAUUGUGAAGGACUUUUUGAUUGCUGCAACUGCAAAGGACUGUAGUCUCAUCUUAUGUUUUAGACCAAGGGAAGGAGAGGAUGCUGGAUCUUUGUACAAUAACAUACAUUUUGAGUCAACCAAACAAUCUUUUGAUUACAAGGCAUGCUUUAUCGACUUGGAUUUGAAACCUUUGAAUAAGAUGGAGUACUAUUAUGAAUUAGACAAGAGAAUAGUUUGUUUCUACACCCAAAUGAUGAAAAUGGAGGAUGGAGCCGAUAAGGCUUUUAGGAGAAACAAUUAUGGAAGUAUAUUGAGAUAAGGUCCAUGCUGCAAAGGUCAAUUUUUUUGGCUGAAGAGAGUACUGGUAAGCGCAAGCUUAAUUUCAUAUGUUGUCCAAAAGUGUUGUUGUAACUGAAAUGUUUGUAAUAGUGCUGAUGGGCACUGCUUAACUUUUGGGUUAGAAAUUAGAAUCUUCCCUUUUCUUCCCAUUUUGGGGCAUAUAGGCCUGUGUCCUUUAUGUUAAACUAUCCAUAUGCAGCAUUUUCUUUCUAUGGUACCUGAAAAAUUCAAUAAUAUUCCAAUGAUUGU
Messenger RNA from Rubroshorea leprosula, 2171 nucleotides. NCBI's taxonomy places the organism in Eukaryota, Viridiplantae, Streptophyta, Magnoliopsida, Malvales, Dipterocarpaceae. The record is from the annotation of a GenBank genome assembly.